CGGAAAAGAAGGUUUUUAGGCUUUAGUGGGAGAAAAAACGAAAUUCAAUAAAACCUGGGGUUAGAUUGCAGUGACCCAACGGUGGGAUUAAAGCAAUUUGAAAAUAUUCAAAUUUUGCAUAGUUAGGGUUUUGGUUCAAUUGGGAGGUUCGAGUAGAUUUUGAUGAUUCCGACAAGAAUUCUUUGUUAUUUCAUGCUUAAUACCCUGAAUUCUUCACGGAGUUUGUAGUUUGCUCUCAAUCCGCGUAUGCAUUUCAAAUUUCAGGGUGAGUUUUCUUCUCAAGCGUCAUCUCCACAUCUCAAGAUCUCACAAUUUCCCGUCGAUUGAUUAAAGCACAUAUCUUCAUGCUCGGUAAACAUGGAGGCUCUUCUUGCGGAUUCUGUACGGAACAGCUUACAACACCUAAUGUAUCGAAAUGCCAUUUUCAUGUGCGAGCGCCUAUGUGCUGAGUUUCCUUCUGAGAAAAAUUUGUACCUGCUUGCUAGCUGUUACCUACAAAACAAUCAGGCACACUGUGCUUACCAUAUCUUAAAGGGAACACAAAUGGCACAAUGCCGCUACUUGUUUGCACUGUCGUGCUUUCAGAUGGAUCUAAUGAAUGAAGCAGAAGCUGCACUAUCUCCUAAUGAGUCUUCUGCGGAGGUUCCAAAUGGAGCUGCUGGGCAUUACCUUCUUGGACUUGUAUACAGGUAUACAGAUAGAAGGCAGAGUGCUAUCAAUCACUUCAAUCAGGCCUUAUCAUUGGAUCCAUUAUUAUGGGUUGCUUAUGAAGAACUUUGUAUAUUAGAUAGCCUCUGUAUUCUUUAUGUUAUUAACCAGAUACUUUGCAUUGUUUUAGGUGCGGCUGAUGAAGCAACUUCGGUCUUUGAUCAAGGAGCUUCUCUGUGCAUACAGAAACAAUACCUAAAUCGUGGAUUGGCCUCCCAGAGUUUGCAGGCACCAAAUGAGGAGCAUGAAAUUGCUUCAAACAGAAUCUUAAGCUCAGAAGAUAUUAGCCCAAGAAAGUUAAAGAACCUUCAUAACCAUAGCCUACGAGAUAUUUCUGUGAACAAUCAUGGAACAAUUUCUAAUCAGCCUCUAAAUGGUGGUUCUGCAAGUUUCCCAUAUUAUAAUACUCCUUCUCCUAUGGCUACACAUUCACAGUUCUCAGGUGUGGCUCCACCACCUAUAUGCAGAAAUGUACAACCAAAUGGUCCAGCCAUGAAAGCAUAUGCUUCUGAUAACUCUCCACGAGUGGCUGUCAACUCUGUUGCAGGCCCUAGAAGAAAAAUUGUUGAUGAGGGAAAAUUAAGAAAGGUAUCGGAGAGGCUCUUUUCUGAUUCUGGCCAGCGAAGAAGCAUGAGACUUGCUGGGGAAUCUGCCAGCACCAACUCAAGUUCAUCUGUUGCUUCUGGAAAUGGAGUAAGCCAUUCUACCAAGUAUGUUGGAGCUUCGAAGUUGAGCUCCAUGGUUUCACGGUCUGUGACAAUUCGAAAGGGUCAAUCCUGGGCAAGCGAGAAUUCUGAUGAAGGGACUCAUCAUGACGUGUAUGAUGAUUCUAGAUUGCUUACCACUACUACAAGCUCAUCUCCCUCUAGAGAUAAUAGGUCUAUUGCACCAGAAGGAGAAACCAGGUCUUCAGGUGCAGCUGUUUUGAGCAGCUCAAGAAUCAUAGAUGGUGCUUCUGAUAUAUUGAGUCUUUUAAGGCUUCUAGGGGAAGGCCUCAGACUUUCCUGCCUGUGCAGAUGCCAGGAUGCAUUGAAUGUCUACAUGAAACUUCCCCAAAAACAUUAUAAUACUGGAUGGGUGCUUUCUCAGGUAGGAAAAGCAUAUUUUGAAAUGGUUGAUUAUCUUGAAGCUGACCGUGCCUUCAGUCUUGCACGUAUUGCCUCUCCGUACAGUUUGGAGGGGAUGGACAUAUACUCUACAGUUUUAUAUCAUUUGAAGGAAGAUAUGAAGUUGAGUUACCUUGCUCAGGAGCUGGUAUCCACCGACCGCUUAGCUUCUCAAUCUUGGUGCGCAAUGGGGAACUGCUAUAGCUUACAGAAAGACCAUGAAACUGCUCUUAAAAAUUUUCAGCGAUCUGUGCAAUUAAAUUCAAGAUUUGCUUAUGCGCACACCUUGUGUGGUCAUGAAUACGUGGCCUUGGAGGAUUUUGAAAAUGGUGUUAAGAGCUACCAGAAUGCUCUUCGUGUUGACUCGAGGCACUAUAAUGCCUGGUAUGGUCUGGGAAUGAUAUAUCUCAGACAAGAGAAGUAUGAGUUCUCAGAGCACCAUUUCCGAAUGGCUUUCAAAAUUAACCCGCAUUCAUCUGUUAUAAUGUCAUAUCUUGGGACUGCUUUGCAUGCGCUGAAGAGAAAUAAUGAAGCACUCGAGAUGAUGGGAAAAGCUGUUUUGGCUGAUAAGAAGAACCCACUCCCUCUGUAUCAGAAGGCGAAUAUCCUCGUGAGCAUGAAUAAUUUUGAUGGGGCUUUAGCAGUUCUUGAGGAGCUUAAAGAGUAUGCCCCUGGAGAGAGCAGUGUUUACGCAUUAAUGGGAAGCAUUUACAAGCGGCGGAAUAUGUAUGAUAAAGCAAUGCUUCAUUUUGGAAUUGCAUUGGAUCUGAAACCUUCUGCAACUGAUGUUGCUGCUAUCAAGGCUGCCAUCGAGAAGUUGCACGUACCAGAUGAGAUAGAGGGCGAUAGUGAAUCAGCAGAUUGAAAUUUGCGUGACACUAUGAAAGGUUAAAUUUAUUCGGCAGGUUGUGACCACGCACAAUUUUCCUGCUAGUGCUUUCGGCCAGGAUGCUGGGAAAAAAAAACUAUUUGCAUUCUAGCCAACAGGAUCCUCUGAUAUCUGCUCUCGUUUGGCUGGAUCUUCUCAAUUUAUGGAAAAAUGUGCAGAGUGGAUCAAUUUAGUGAAAUUUUGUUUAUGGAUGUGCCAAUGAACAAGAAACAGCCAAAAGUUAUAUAUAUACCUUGUGAUUGUACUUCAUAUGAAUCCAUGUAUUUUAGGCACAUAAAGAGAACAACAGUUACUGCGUGUUUCCUUAUUCGUAAAUCAUACCUUUUGAGCAAUAAUUCAAAAUCACGUUCCGAAUACUAAGUUGUUUUCUAGAGUAUAAAGUUUGAAUUUAAAAACAUGCAUAUAUAUAAGCCCCCAAAAACGUUUCAUCGUUCACUUAAAUGUAUAUCAAAAUUCAAAACCAUCAUACAAACAAAUAGAAAAGAAGAAAUUAAAGACAAAAAGCAUCACAUUCUCAAGAACCCACUCUCCUACACAUUCUCGAUUCCCAAGCCAUACAACACGCCCGCGUACUUCUCCAGCGACCCACUAAAGAAAUUCUCCUUCAACUUCAUAAAGGUACAACACGUCAGCAGGCUAUCCGAACCCGCCUGAUGGCAAACCCCAACUCUCUCCACCUCCAAAAGCUCCGCCAGCUUGUUCAGCCCACCGUGCAAGCUAUUGCAGAACUUCAUCAAGUGCUUUAUAUCAUAAACCACCGGAAAAUACACGCUGAUGAGGUUAAAGAACUCGUCCUGCCCAUCAGGCAAAUCCUGACACGUCAGCAGCUUUAUCAAAUACCCGAAAUCAUACCCACUGUGGAAAGUCACCCAACACACGCUGUCAUUCAAAACAAUCCCGGACGACAUCAAAAGCUCCCCGAAAUGCCGAGCAUCGAUUCCCUUCUCGUUGUUUUUUUUCAGAUCGAUGCCACUCUGGCUGAGGAGCUCGAUUGAGUCGUUUGCAAAGACAUCCUCGUUAGGGUUGAAUUCGCGGAAGUUGAACUGCCAGAUGCAGUGUUUGGUGGUGGUGCCGCAAGUCGGGAGAUUGCCUUUCUCGUCGGAAAACGUGAGGCCCAGUUGGAUGAGUUUGAGGAGAUUCACGUUUUCCUUUAGGGUUUGGUAAUGGUAGUCGUUGGCGGUUUUGAAAUUGCCGACCGGUCGGAGGACAAUGCCGGGAAAUUCGGUGUCCAUGGCGAUGUAAGGGUAUUCGUCCACGAUUCCUCGGAUCAAGUCGAGCUCUUCGUCUAGAUUGUCGGCCCAGACCUCGCGGAUUUGAAUCGAGUCGCUUUUGGGGAGGAGAGACAUCUCACGAAGAUGAUGAGAGCAGAUCAAAAUUCGGCCAACGAAAAUCCAAUCAAUUGGAAAAGUUGCUGUCUUUUUAUAUAAUAUCAAGCCUGGUAGAUCAGCGGGAAAAUGGAUGGAAAAAUUGGAUUUUGGUCAAUUGUUUAGGUAGUUUGAUAAAAAAUCAACAACAGGGAUGAAGGUAUUGAGGAUUGGAAGUGAAGGAAAUGGUAACGAGCGUCGUGGUCAGGACAAAAUGAUGAAGACGGUGGAUAAGAGCUACAUGGAUAUGANAUU
Molecule: messenger RNA, 4322 nt
Organism: Striga asiatica
Lineage: Eukaryota; Viridiplantae; Streptophyta; Magnoliopsida; Lamiales; Orobanchaceae
Source: the annotation of a GenBank genome assembly